CUCCAAUAGGGUGGGGGCGUGAGGUGGCUUCGCCGGGCUGCGCCGCGGUGGUGGCCGGGAUUCCGGCGGAGGCGUCGGGAGACCGGCUUGGGAGGCAAAGCAGGCGGCGGGCGGGCCGGCGGGCAGGCAGGCGGGCGAGGGACUGGAGAUGGCAGGAGGCAGCAAGAGGAGCUGAAGCGCCGGACGAGACAGGGCAUGAUGGGGCAGGCAGGCGGGCGUUAGAAGACUCUCCUCCUCCUCCUCCUCCACCUCCUCUUUUCCCCACGGCCCGGUAUGGCUGGUCUCAUCAAGAAGCAGAUCCUGAAGCACUUGUCCAGGUUUACAAAGAACCUUUCUCCUGAUAAAAUCAACCUGAGCACACUCAAAGGGCAGGGACAGCUGAGUAACCUUGAACUGGAUGAAGAAGUUCUGCAGAAUGUCUUGGAUUUACCCACCUGGCUAGCCAUUACUAGAGUCUUUUGUAACAAGGCUUCCAUCAGGAUCCAGUGGACAAAGCUGAAGACUCAUCCAAUCUGUCUGUAUUUGGAUAAAGUUGAAGUAGAGAUGCGAACCUGUGAAGAGCCCCGGCCACCCAAUGGACAGUCUCCCAUUGCCCUCGCUUCAGGACAAAGUGAAUAUGGCUUUGCUGAGAAAGUAGUAGAGGGCAUGUUUAUUGUUGUCAAUUCAAUCACCAUCAAGAUCCACUCCAAGGCCUUCCAUGCUUCUUUUGAACUAUGGCAGCUACAAGGAUACAGUGUCAAUCCCAACUGGCAGCAAAGUGACUUGCGCUUCACCCGUAUCACCGAUUCACACAGAGGAGAGGUUCUUACAUUUAAAGAACUCACCUGGCAGACUCUUCGGAUAGAGGCAGAUGCUACAGAAAAUGGAGAUCAAGAUCCUGUCACCACUCCCCUAAGACUUAUUACUAACCAGGGCAGAAUCCAAAUAUCUCUUAAGAGAAAGACAAAGGACUGCAAUGUGGUGGCCUCCAAACUGAUGUUCCUCCUUGAUGACUUGUUGUGGGUGCUGACUGACUCUCAACUGAAGGCAAUGAUGAAGUAUGCAGAAUCCUUGAGUGAAGCUAUGGAGAAAUCAGCCCAGCAAAGGAAGAGUAUGGCUCCUGAACCUGUCCAGAUCACACCUCCUGCUCCCAGUGCACAGCAAUCCUGGCCCCAGUCAUUUGGGAGCAGCCACAAAGCAAUCAGCCAGUAUUUUGAGAAACAUGAUAUGAAAGAGUCUUCCUACCACCUUCUUAUCUCCCGUCUGGAUCUGCAUAUCUGUGAUGACAGUCACACUAGAGAGACAGGUGCUUCCAAGCAUGGAAUAACAGGAGGUGCAAUGCAAUUAACAUUUAGGAGGAUGGCCUUUGACUAUUAUCCUUUCCACUGGGCAGGAGACAGCUGUAAACACUGGGUACAGUACUGUAAUGCCAUGGAGACCCGAGAAGAGUGGGCAAAAAAGCUGGUAGAAGAAUUCCAAAGCAAGAUGAGAAACCAGGAUGAAGAAAUUAGCUCUGCUUCUUCCAAAAAUGUAGGAAGGGAAUCUCCCUUCAAAAAGACACCAGACACUUCCAGUUCUCAAAAAAGCUCCCCAGAGAAAGGGAUGCCUUUGGCAAGCACACCACCUCCUUUGCUGUUUGGAUUGCGGAAGGCUGCAUGGAAUAGACUUAGGUCAAGCUGUCUGGUUGUCCGAGUCGAUGAUUUGGAUAUUCAUCAGGUUUCUACAGCUGGACAGCACAGUAAGAAACCUUCAACACUGCUGUCAUGUAGGAAGAAAUCCCUGAACCUUCCAGACCAGACCUCAGCUAUUCAUAUAGAGUUCACUGAAUACUAUCUUCCAGACAGUCCAGACUUUCCAGUUCCAUGUCCCAACCUGUAUCUGCAGUUGCAUGGUCUGAUUUUCACCUUGGACACAGUGAGCAUGCUUUGGGUGAACUUGUUCUGCCUUGAUCUCUAUCGCAGCCUACAACACUUCAAAGCUAUAUACAAGCUGGAGAACUCUGGCAAGCGAGAUGAACACAUUGAUGUCAGAUUGGAUGGCUUCACGCUGAAGCUAAACAUCCCAGUACAGAAGAAAGUAGUUGAUCACCAGGACCGCCCUCAGUGUCUGUCCAUUUGCACAUCAGAAAUGACAGCUACCAACACAAGGCAUGCUCCCCACUGCAGCUGUUUGGCCCUCCAGAACCUGUUCCGUAGAUUUGCAGCUUCAGAAUUCUUCCACUCUAGCUAUACCCAAUUCCCCAAAUUCCAGGAUAAUUUCAGCCUCCUUCACACCCUCUUCUUACGUCAUGCAUACCAAGUGGACACGAAAACCCAGAAACUUACAGACCUCCGCCAUUCCUUGGGCAGGCCCUCAGCUUCUGAAGACCUUUGGUCUGUUAAUUUCACCCAGAUCUCCCUGGACUUUGAAGGGACCAAAAGUUCAAAAGGCAAAGCCCUAAACUUUAUAUACCCCUUCCCGCUCUGUGUGUGGGCCUGCCUCCCAAAGAGAUGGGAGGAAGCCCAGGCAACCAUUCAACAAUUGUCCUCUGCCUCAAAAGUUAAAGUCAAGUCUUCUGCUAGCUUUAGUGACCAUGCAAGACAUCAGGCCAUUUCCAGGGAAGAGCAGUUCUGCCAAAGAUCUAAGACUGAGCAGGACUUGAAAAGCAUCUAUCUCACUCCAGCUACAAAGGGUGUCUUGGAAGAAGAUAACUAUGAGGUCAAUGGUAAAGAGAAUGAUGAAGAUGUGGAAGUAUCUGCUGAUGUCCAUGUUCUUCUCUAUUCAAGUGCACAUGUGAAGGUGCGACUCAACCACUACCAGUAUUUGAUGCUACUUAGGAUGAAGGAAGUCCUGCAAACAUUUCAGGAACAAUUGACCCAAGACAGUCAGGAAAUGAUGGGGUCCCCUCUAGAUUCCAUAACCAUGUGUAUGGGCAUCAUGUUCAAUAGUGCUGAGCUGGCCUUGCUAAUGCAUCCUAUUCCAGGGCCUGUUUUGGAACCUAAAUCUGUCGACUCAGAUACUACAAGUUUAAUAGAAUCUGAACUUUCCCCUUCAGAGAGCAGGGAAGGACUAGCUGCUGAAGGCAGAGAGAUGAAAUCAGAUGCUAGUUCAGAGAAGGAAGAUGGCAGUCCCACAAAAGUACUAGAGGACAGCGGAAUUGAGAACACAGAUACAAGUGUGAGUGCUUUACAGGAUACUAUGGUGAAAUCACAGAGUGAUGGGUCUCUGGCAGGAGAAGAGUUACAUGGGCAGAUAAUUAGGGGGAAAGGCCCUAUAGAAGAAGCACAUGAGGCUGAAGAAAUCCUUGAUGCUGAGAGACAGAGUGAGCUUGGCAGCCAUCCUCAAGACCCUCAAGUCCUUCCUUCCAGCCCAUCUUCUAUUGUAGAUCCCUUAGGUGGUAUACAGAUCUCCCUCAAUGGCCAAGAAGAGGUGAUCCCUUUAAAAAACAUGGAGAUGGAAUUAUCCAGUGCAUUGCAUAUAACGAAGGGUGCUACCAAGGAAGCAUUGCAUGUGACCAUGGACCUCACCAAAGAGGCCAUGUCUCUGACAAAAGAUGCCUUCAGUUUGAGCAAGGAAAAGAUGGCUUCUGUGCAGAAAAUGCUGUUUCAUCCCCAAGCUAAGGAUCCUGCACCAAAGGCUGAAGAGGGCACACUGACUUCAGGAGGAAGUGGUAGUGGACGAAUGCGGUUCUUCUCCAUGAAGAGGACUGCCUCACAGCAUUCCUUUGAUACCAGCUCACUAGAUGGCAGUGGUCCUGAAGACAGGCUAUCAGUGGACAGUGAUGGCAGUGAUGGUUUUGUGAUGCUUCUGGAUUCUGAUCCUAGUCUGGAUCCUCUUCCACCAGGACGUCUCACCCCAGUCCUUGAUUAUGCAAAUAUCAGAUCAAGUCCCCUGGCAGAUGAAGAAGGAGGAUCAACAUAUAUCAACAGCUCAGCUUCUCUGAGUGGGCAGGAACCCAAUUCCCAGCAGGUAUCUGUCCUGGUGCUGAAAAUGAGUGAAAUAAACUGUGUGAUAGAAACAAAAGGAGAGGAUAUGGCACUUGCCCUUCAGAUUAUGGAUCUCACCCCUGAACACCUAGGAAAUAUUAGUAUGUGGCACUAUCUGCAGAGUGACUCCACAGGAGACCCAAACUCAGAGACGCCUGCAACCACUGAAAUUAGCCAGACACAGCCUCACGUAUGUUUGCGAUAUGAAAUAGGACCGAGCGCUGCAGUGCACUCACCUCUGGCUGUCCAAAAUGGAUUUUUGCAUUUGCUGGUCCAUAGCUAUCUUGCAGAGCUGCUGACCUCCUCUUUUUCUAGCCUUGGGCCCUUCAUUGAGGAUGAGGUGAUUCCUGAGGUUAUCCCCAUGAAGAUUGAAAUUGUGGAUACCAAGAUUGUACUAAAGGAUGACAGUCCUCGCGUGUAUCCAACGUCCCCUGGUCCCCUCCCCAUAAUCUUGGUGAUGGACCACAUUGCUAUUUGUUGCAAUGAUGAUGGAGAGUUUGUUGUAACAGCUUCACAAGAGGAGGGAUCAUCUGUGAAGAAAAGGCCUCAGAAAAGUCUUAAGAAACGGAGGAUCUCAGCAGAGAAAAGCUCUGUUGUUUCAUCAGGGACAGAGGAUGAGCUACAGCUAAAAGAAGUGCCAGCUUUGGAGAGAGAACUGCAGGUUACCAAAAAAGCACUUGCAGAAGCCAAUCUGGACAAAAUGCGCCUGCUACAGGAAAUUAGAAAAUAUGAUCCUCUCUUUCAGCUUUGACAGCAGAGGCCUGGGCUGCAGAUGCUCAGGGCAAUCAGAGAUCACUACCAGCAUUGAAAAAGUUUGCUUAUUGGAAAGCAGUUAUUUAGACUGUCUUCAGUGCAGAGCUAUUAACAUGAUAAACAGAAAUGAGGUGCCAUUAUAGGAGAUGGAAGUAGGAGAACAGCGAAAGAACACCUGGGGGGAAAUCAGGUGUUUUGGAUUUUACAACUGUGUACCUAAGUCUAGAAACGGUACUCCAUCUAAAGCAUAGUAGCACUGAAUCUAAAGGCUGACAAGCCACAUGACAAAGAAAUGCCCUAUCCAAGUUGUCUAAAAGUGGUGCUGACAAACUGUGACUCUUUCUACUAUGACCUGUGUCCUGCUUUAUUUCUGCUGGAGGUGGCAGACAAGUGUUGGGGAACGUACCUGCCAUACCCUGAUUCAGUACAGUCAUUCUACGUAUCUGGGCCCUUGUUAGGCACUGGAAAUAAAAUUCUUGGAACUUUGGUGCAGAACCCUGCGCCUGAAACAUUGAAGAAUGGUGAAGAGUUAUACACCCAAUAUAGAAAGAGGUUCCUGGGAGCAAAAAAAUGUAAGAUCUGUCAACUAUGUUGGUAUCAAAAAGAAAGCCUGGGUGAUUACAAUUUCCCACUAAAGUGUUUUCUACUCUCCUUUUAUAGUAACACUGUGUUAAUGGAGUGUUGGUUAUCACCAGCCUUCCUCAUGCCUCUUCAGAAGCACUGCCCAUUGGCUUUACCAUUGCCUUUGGGGAACAUCAUACCUCUGUCUGUGUAUAAUUGGUUGAGAAACUACCUGUUUAACAAACUCCCUAUUCCUUGUCAGUUCAAGGCUGCUAGAAGCAUUCCCUCUUCCAUAGCAUUACACUCCACUGAUAAUCUUGGACAGGCACAGAGGAAGUGAGACCAGUAAAUCCCUUCUGUGUCAUGUGCUACAUUCAAAGUUUCAUUUGACAAAUUAGGAACCAUGAAUUGUAUCCCAUGACACAUACUCCAGAUUAAUACUGGUAUAAAGUUACAGCAUAUCAUCAUAAAGCUGUGGAAUGUUUGGUUUCCCACCCUGGCAACCUUAUUUUCACUUGUGUGCUACUUGUCUGAUCAUUUGAGAUGAAUGAAGCAUAGGUUAAACUGUGGCACAUGCUGAGCCAGUGUUAACUUCUUCAGGCUGUUUACAUAAAUGGUCUCAAUGAUGGGUUUCAAAAUAAUUUUAGAGGAUUGCUAUAUUUUAUUUUAUUUACAAAGUAGAUUCUACAAGAAAGAUGUAGUGAAAGCAGAGGGAAAUGUUAAUAACAUUUCAGAAAAGACAUAUCAAAACCAUUCAGAAAUGCAUACUUUAACUUUAUUAUUAUUACAACUGUAGAUCAAUUAUGUUACAUAUGCAAGACUAAAAUAAAAUAACAAGGCAUAUAGAGUUUCCAAUUGAUACAAAGGAGACUGAGAUUUAGAUUAUAAUUAAGUGUGAGUUCCUAAUGGCUUUAAUCUGAUCCCUGCAGUUAUUUAGUCACCUGUAUUGUUCUUAUUGUACAAGCCAAUGCACAGAAUUUUGCAACUUUAGCUGUAAUUUCACUUAAGGAAUCAGGGAGGAGAAAAAAGAUAUAAAAUGUAUUGGGUCUACCUGGAUAAUGUCUUAAAAUUGGGAAAAUAGAUUGUGCAAAUCUUUACGCCAUGAUGAGCAGUACAAGAGGACAUGUACCACAGUUUCAUCAUACCAGAUUGGAAGGGGCAAAACACUGAUCAUAAGAUAUAUGUAUCUUCCCUCUAAAAACGCUGAAGGCAGAACAUUGAAAUGGGCCAGAGUAAAGGCUCUCAGGUGUCUUGCAAGUUCUCAAUUAUAAAAAUAAUCUGCUGGGAUAAAGAUCUCACUGUGAUUCUCAGUCAACUGAGUAAUAUGGAACCAUUGCUCUGUCAAAUUGGAGUACAGUAUACCAGAUCCACUCCCUAAUAGUCUCUUUGGCUUUCAUAAAUCCUAAAUGUAACAAGGCUGUAGGGGAUAAUUUGUAGGACAAGAAUUUUCUCUCCACUGCUGUUGCCCAGUCUGAGGAGUGUUUAUCUAUUAAAAUCAGAGGUGCUAAGCUGAUACAAAAGUAAGCUUUAAUUUCAGCCAAAGAUGAUUUGAAGCCAAGUAGUUGCUUCAAGUGGGACCAUUCCAGCUUCUAUUCUGAGUAGGUCAUUAGGACUAUAGCAUUAGGAAAUACAGUCCUUAAGAAUUUAGACUGUACUGGGCCAGUACCUUGCCUUGGAAUAAAGUUGGUACAUCGGACACACAUAUACACCUUUAAAAAAAGAAUCUCAGGAUGGCAGUAAUCGUUCUUCGAGCAUUUUCAGUGACAUGGGCAAUGUGGACUCUCCACAGCCCAGUUGUCUGAAAAAAAAUCAUCUUAAAUAUUUAUAGAUCUUGACCUGUUCAAUAUUGUGCCCAUCUGCCACUUGUACUUGACAAACCUUUUGGUGAAAACCAGAAUUUUGGUCUUUUGAUAGUUUAUUGCAAGCUGCUCUUUAGAGCAGUAUGCUAUAAAAGUCCAAAGGGCUCUCCUAACCCCUACUUCAUUAAAAGAUAAAAUUACUUUAUCAGCUGUAGAGCAGGAAUCAGCUGAUAAAGAGCAGGGAUCAACCUGUUUACAAGUUUGGGUGGGUGAGAAUUAGGGUUUCUUAAGGUCUAAAAAAGCAGUAUAAAGUACCUCAUGAGGCUUGGUGCUAUACUUCUCUGCUGUGAUAUAAGUACUGAUCAAGGAUGUAAUGACUGGCCCUAAACCUUGCUGUUUCAUUUUCCUGCUCUGGUCAUCCCACAACCUCCAGCAAAGGUGCCUAGUACAGAGUUUGCUCAUAGCACUAAGCAAGCUUAUGGGUCGGUAAUUUGAGGGGUGAGAUAUAUGCAGCUCCUUUAUAAUAUAUUGGAAUAAUGAUGGGCAUGCCCCAAUAAGUAAAGAUCUCGGCUGUUUGGUCAAUCUAGGUAGAGUGCCACCAGCACUCAACAUUUUUUUAAUCAACUCUGGUAAAAUCAUAACUACCCCAGGGGCCUUCCCUAGUUUUAACUGAGCUAUGAGUCUUUUGAUGUCUGUCACUGUAAUUGGUGGCCAGGUAGGAAGAUUUUUCUAGACCAAUGUCCAGGGAAGUAGUGUAAGCUGACUUGGCUGUGUGCAAUGCUUGGAGAUAAGACCCCCUGGAGACAUCAGAAAUAAUACAUGAUGUCCUUGGAACUUCUGCCUGAAAAUUGCCUGCUAUGAUUCAUGAGAAAAAUGUUCUAAUGGCUUGGAUAAACUGGGACCAGGUUUUUCUUAAUGACUCACUUUCGUUCCCCCCGCCCUUAAUGCUUUAUAUUGUUCUUUUUGGAGUUGCAAUACAGGAGCAAUUGUCCCGAUAUUGCUAGCCCUAGACAGUUUAAUUCUCAUUACUAACUGCUUUUUUGCUACUGUGCACUCAUGAGAGUGUUUUUUUGGUUGCGUAAAGACAGGUUAAUCAUCAUAUGACAUCAAGUCAAUUCUGAACUUAUGGGGACCCUUUUUCAGAGCUUUCCAGGUGCGGCUUACCAUUCUCUUCUCUGGGCCUCUGCAGCUUGCCCCAGAAGCCACACUGGCUGGCUCGUCUCCCUGGAGGCACAGUGGGGAAUCAAACUGUCAACCUCUGGCUCCACAGCUAGAUACCUAAAUUAUUGAACUACCCGGGGAUAUUCAGACAAAGGCUCUUGCCACCCCAAGAUAGGCUUGAAAGCAAGUGUCAGAUAAUUUGUUAACAAUUCUACUACAGAGUUGUGCUGCUUCAACUGAGUUAAGAAAAUCCAGACUCUAUUUUACUAAUCCAUUUGAUUAUUUUGUAGCCAGAAUUGGGCAUAGGAUCUAUAUCAGGCUUCUCUGAUAUAUAGAUUACUUGAUCCCUAGUUUCAGGAGACGAAGAGUCAGACACGACUAAAC
This is a messenger RNA of Pogona vitticeps (central bearded dragon), 8602 nucleotides long. NCBI's taxonomy places the organism in Eukaryota, Metazoa, Chordata, Lepidosauria, Squamata, Agamidae. The record is from RefSeq and is a predicted model, not a curated record.